AUGCGAGAGGUCGCCGAAAAGAUGGACGUUCGGCUAGGACUCGAAUUGGAUGCCACCGCGGCGGUGAUUGACUUCGAAGAAGACGGGUUACCGGGUGUGUUUUCGUGCCUCAACGACAUGCUCGAAAUCGGAGACGUCAACUGGGGUCGAAUCGUCAUUGUGUACAUGUUCGGUAGGAAAGUGGCAAAGAGAUGGGCGGAGAAAGAUCUCGAGGACUACGAAGAUUCCGUAGCCGAGUACGUCGGCGAAUACGUGGCCACGGAAUUGUCCGGUUGGAUAUCCGAACGUGGAGGAUGGGAUGACUUCGUGGAAAUAUUCGGCCGCAGACGUCGAAAGUCGCUCUCCGACCUCACCAUUCCGAUCCUGCUGGCGGUCAUGUUGGCAACUCCGUUCGUUUUGUCUAACUGCAGAUGA
Anneissia japonica is the source of this 414-nucleotide messenger RNA. Its product is annotated as bcl-2-like protein 2. The record is from RefSeq and is a predicted model, not a curated record. NCBI's taxonomy places the organism in Eukaryota, Metazoa, Echinodermata, Crinoidea, Comatulida, Comatulidae. Gene Ontology annotation, molecular function: protein heterodimerization activity; protein homodimerization activity. Gene Ontology annotation, cellular component: mitochondrial outer membrane. Bases 1 to 414 code for a protein of 137 amino acids. Gene Ontology annotation, biological process: intrinsic apoptotic signaling pathway in response to DNA damage; regulation of apoptotic process; extrinsic apoptotic signaling pathway in absence of ligand. The transcript is spliced from 2 exons.